CUCUCUCUCUAUAACACCUAAGAAGGAGAAGCAACGUGAAGGAUGAGGAGGAAGGGAGCUAGACAAUGCAAAUGCAAAUCCUAAUCCUAGCGCUAGAAAAUAGUAGAGGAGAGUGUUGUUAAGAAGUGUUGGUGGAGGAAGAGAUCCUGCAACCAUAAAAGAAGAAAGCAGGCGAACCAAACCAAACAUACCAAAGCCAAGCAAAAGAAAGCCACGCCAUCCAACAAAAGCGCACCAAACUCGUAAAGUGAUCGGCGUCGUAUAUAGGGAGCGGCAGCCAAGGCCAUCGAGAAGGACAGCGGAGGGGAAGAAGGCACGCAGCCGCAGGCCGCAGCAAGCAACAGCUGCGACUGCGGCGAGCAGGCUAAGCUAAGCUAAGCUAAGCGACCUCCGUUCCAUCGCCCAACAGGCUACAGAGAGUGAGGAAGAAGAAGCAAGCAAGCGUUGUUUUCGCUCUCUCCAUCGAUCGACCUUUCGUGGGUGCGCACGCCACGCCAGGCAGCGGCGGCGGCGGCGGGGUGGGACGGUGACCGGUAAGUCUGUAUAAUAUAAAAGCGCGGAGGCCACGCACAGCGGAGAUGCAGCAGCGGCGCAAGUCGGUGUUCGCGUCGGCGCCGUUCGCGAUGAAGCAGGCGGCGCUGGGAGCCGGCGUGGCGGCGCGCAAGAACGGCGCGCCGCUGUCGCUGGCGGCGGUGGUGUUCGCGCUCUUCGUCUUCGCCACGUUCCUGUACAACGAGGACAUCAAGUCCAUCACCGACUUCCAGUUCAGCUCGGGCGCCAUCCGCGCCAAGUCCCCCGACCUGCACCUCCUGCAGGAGGCACAGGCCGCCGCGCACGCCGCCGUCAACACACUGGCCAAGCGCGGGGAGGAGGUCAUCGUGCGCGUCCUCGAGGCGCCCGUGUCGCAGUCGCAGGCGGCGCCCGUCAACACCACCACCAGCGUCGUCGUCGUCAAGGCCGCCGCCGCCGCCGCAGCAGCAGCAGCAGCAGCAAAGGCCAAUGCCAAGGCCAACGCGGUGGUGGACGUCGGGCAGGAGAAGGAGAGGGACGUGACGCUCCCGACCGUCACGGGCGGAGGCGGCGCCGACGAGGCUCGGCGGCGCGCGGACGAGGAGGUCGCCGAGAAGGCCGCGUCGGCCAAGGCUGCGGCCGCCACCGCCGCGCUGCGGACCGUGGUGAGCGUGCCGGAGACGUGCGACCUGUACCGCGGCAGCUGGGUGUACGACGAGGUGAACGCGCCCGUGUACAAGGAGGGCGAGUGCGAGUUCCUGACGGAGCAGGUCACCUGCAUGCGCAACGGCCGCCGCGACGACUCCUACCAGAAGUGGCGCUGGCAGCCGGCGGACUGCGACCUCCCGCGGUUCGACGCGCGGUUGCUGCUGGAGCGUCUUCGCAACAAGCGGCUGAUGUUCGUGGGUGACUCGCUGAACCGGAACCAGUGGGAGUCGAUGGUGUGCCUGGUGCAGUCGGUGAUCCCCAAGGGCAAAAAGACGCUGACAAAGUUCGUCAACGGCGGGUCCAGCAACGUGUUCUACGCGCACGAGUACAACGCGACGGUGGAGUUCUACUGGGCGCCCUUCCUGGUGGAGUCCAACUCCGACAACCCCAAGGUGCACAGCGUCCCCGACCGGGUCAUCCAGUGGCACGCCAUCGCCAAGCACGCCCGCAACUGGGUCGGCGUCGACUACCUCGUCUUCAACACCUACAUCUGGUGGCUCAACACGCUCGACAUGAAAGUCCUGAAGGGGUCCUUCGACCAGGGCUCCACCGAGUACGUGGAGGUGGACCGCCCCGUGGCUUACAAGGAGGUGCUCAAGACGUGGGCGAAAUGGGUGGACCGGAACAUCGACCCCAACAGGACGACCGUCUUCUUCAUGGGCAUGUCGCCCAACCACAUCACGCCUGAGGCGUGGGGCAACCAGGGCGGGAUCAAGUGCGCGAUGGAGACGCUGCCGAUCACGAACCGCAGCGCGUCGCUGGACGUGGGCACGGACUGGCGCCUCUACGCGGGUGCGCGGGAGGUGCUCCCGACGCUGCGCCGCGUCCCCGUCCACUUCGUCGACAUCACCGCGCUGUCGGAGCUGCGCAAGGACGCGCACACCUCGGUGCACACGCUCCGGCAGGGGAAGCUGCUCACCCCGGAGCAGCAGGCGGACCCCAAGACGUACGCCGACUGCAUCCACUGGUGCCUCCCGGGCCUGCCCGACACCUGGAACCAAUUCCUCUACGCCCGCAUCGCGUCCAGCCCAUGGCCCGCCGCCCACCAGCAGUAGGACCUGCUGCGCCUUCUUCUUCUUCUUCUUCUUCUUGCUCCGCGGGCCGGACGGCAUCUGGCGGACGACACACGGGCCUGCUGGGCUGGGCUCUCCGGCGGUUCUGCUCGAAGCUGAGCCCAGGACAAAGUUGCAUUGACAAAAAAACAAGGGAUGGGAUGCUCGCCAUCUUUGUUUCUUUUUCGCUUUUUUUUUUUACCAGUUUUUCUUUUGGUUGCGUAAAGCUGUUGUGCCCUGUUGUUAACCUUCGAUUCUUUUGUCGAACGAAACAAGUGGGAGGUCUAGGAUGCCUAGGAGAAAGCAAAAGCUGAGUAUGCAUCGGAUGUAAUGUAAUGUAAGGGGGGGAAGGGAAGCAAAGCGGGGGUACAUGUAAAGAAGAAUUUUUUGUGUUACAUUUUAUAUGCCGGCCAGUGCACCCAAGGUCAAGAGAGGUAUAAAGAUUACCCUCGUAGUACGAGGUGCAUUUGUUCUUCAA
Messenger RNA from Sorghum bicolor (sorghum), 2748 nucleotides. Its product is annotated as protein trichome birefringence-like 28. Bases 579 to 2273 code for a protein of 564 amino acids. Gene Ontology annotation, cellular component: Golgi apparatus. The record is from RefSeq and is a predicted model, not a curated record. Gene Ontology annotation, molecular function: O-acetyltransferase activity. The transcript has 4 exons. Lineage: Eukaryota; Viridiplantae; Streptophyta; Magnoliopsida; Poales; Poaceae.